Molecule: messenger RNA, 1638 nt
Organism: Neurospora tetrasperma FGSC 2508
Lineage: Eukaryota; Fungi; Ascomycota; Sordariomycetes; Sordariales; Sordariaceae
Exons: 1
Coding region: 85-1638 (517 amino acids)
Source: RefSeq, a predicted model, not a curated record
CCGAAAGCCCAAAGACGCGCGGCUCCCUUCUCACUCACUCGUCCCACGUCGGUAACGCGACGGGACCGAGUAGCGCAUGCGAUCAUGAGAACGGACUUUUUCCAUCGCUUACCGCCGCCAACUGCCAUUCUUCUUCUCGCCAGCCUUUUCAACAGCGUUGCUGCUCAUGUCGCCCUUCCGCCACUGCCAACAGUCACGGUUGCGCACUACGCUCUCGAUGUCGUUUCGUGGCCACUCCUCCUCCCCACAGCUGCCCCGCUAGACCCCUUCGAUCUCGCGAGGAGACAAGCUGGAAAUACCAUCUGUGGCUAUAUCGGCGGGCUGUCGGCGCUUCCAGCGACAUGUAGCGCAGGAUCGCAUUGCGUCUUGGACACCGCGCACCAGGUGGUCGGUUGUUGUCCAGAUGGGGCGGCCACAUGUACGUCUGGUGUGUUCACCGCGUGUGUGGACGGCAACAGCGGGCCUCAGUCGGAGAUGAACCCCUACGUAUUCACAUGUACUGGAGCCCAAGUAUGUUACAAGAACAUGUAUGAAGGAGGAGCCUCCCAGUUCGGGUGUGGUACAGCUGCCGACCAGGCGACAAGUGUUUACACUACCGCAAACGGACUUGCGGGGGCUAUCACUUACCCACAUAUUUCUGCCCUCUUGACGAAAAGUGCUAGUCGACUUGGCACGCCGACAACACUGGGGAUUGCUACCAGCACUAGCACCAGCGCGUCCCGAACCCGGACGUCGUCCUCGGCCUCGACGGAAUUCUCAGCUUCGACGGAGCCCUCAGCCUCGACGACAAAUUCCUUGGUUUCUUCCGAGAGCACAGCGGGCACAACCACCACAUCGACUACGACGGCUUCUUCUACCACCGCAUCCACAGAACCUUCUACUACACCCCAGGCACCACCAUCUAAAACUUCUACAGGAGCGCGCACCGGCGCAAUCGUUGGUGGAACACUAGGAGGUAUUGCCGCGCUAGCCCUCAUCGGCGCCCUUAUCUUGUACUUCCUCCGCCGCCGGCGCAGCGCCAACUCGCGCACCGGCCCUGGCCGCCCCGGAAUCAACGGCAAGUACAUCAGCUCUCCGACUCCCGGACCUAACAGUGGCUUCGCGGCCGUAAGCCAAGACCCUGACGCCUACGAGACUGGACCGGCUCCUGGCUACUUGCCUCCUGUCGCCCAGACAACCAAUGAAAAAGGUGGUUUCUCAAGCCAUCUAACCGCCGGCGGCCCCUCGCCUUACGCGUACACAGGCGCGGCGGGCGUCGCUGGUGCGGCUACGACUGCAGCAUCAGCGCCGGUGGCUUCUUCCCCUACCCCGCCUGGACAACACAUACGACAGAAUUCAUAUCCGCCGACCGAAGGGUACCAUUACCCGGGCCAGUUCCCGGCUGCAUACGCUGGCGGGGCUGCUACGCGGAAGAGCAAGCUCGAGCCGGACCAGGUGCCAUUGACAAGGGAAAUUGAUGCUUUUUCGCAGAACUUUAAUGCGGCGCUGGGAAGGAUUGGUGAGGAGAGGAGUAGCGAAUUGGGGAGGGUUGAUGAGGACGCCGGUGGUGCUGGUGAUGGAAGUGAUAUUGGAAGCGGAAUGUCACGGCCGCUGUGGCAGCAGCAUCGCAGGCAGAGUCGGAACUUGAUGUGGAUGUAG